AUGCCGCUCUGUCUCACCUUCAUCGACUUAAAGAAGGCCUUGGACUCAGUUGAGACGGAAGCGGUCGUGGAAGCUUUGGACAACCAAGGCGUCCCUACUCAGUACAUAAAGGUACUUCGAGAGUUUUGCAGUAACUUUACGACCGGAAUUUCGCCAUUCCACAACAAGAUCGUCAUUGACAUGAAGAGGGGACUCCGACAGGGUGAUACAAUUUCACCCAAAAUAUUCACAGUUACCCUCGAGAACACAAUGCGAAAGUUGGAAUGGGACGACAUGGGAGUGAAGGUUGACGGUCAGCAGCUACACCAUUUGCGCUUUGCUGAUGACAUCGUACUGAUAACACCUAGCAUCAGCCAAGCGGAACGAAUGCUGACCGAAUUCGACGAAACAUGUGGAUGCAUCGGUCUUCAGCUGAAUCUACAAAAGACGAUGUUCAUGCGUAACGGAUGGGUCUCAAAUGCCCCAUUCACGCUCAACGGAACGAACAUAUCCGGAUACUCCAGCUAUGUAUAUCUAGGUCGGGAAAUGAUGAACGACCUGAUCCCCGAGCUGGGCAGGAGGAGACGAGCGGCUUGGGGAGCGUACAAGAGCAUCGAGGAUGUGGUGAAGAAGACCAGGAACACCCGGCUUCGUGCUUACCUCUUCAACACCACCGUACCUGCUUUGACCUAUGCUUCGGAAACCUGGGCAUUUCGCAAGCAGGAAGAAAACGCGGUGAGCGUCAUAGAACGCUCAAUCGAAAGAGUGGUGCAAAGAGUAUCCCGCUUGACACAACUGAGAGACGUGAUUUGA
Messenger RNA from Necator americanus (New World hookworm), 792 nucleotides. RefSeq lists its product as uncharacterized. The record is from RefSeq and is a predicted model, not a curated record. The transcript has a single exon. Bases 1 to 792 code for a protein of 263 amino acids. NCBI's taxonomy places the organism in Eukaryota, Metazoa, Nematoda, Chromadorea, Rhabditida, Ancylostomatidae.